AUGAUGGAAGACGCUAGCUCAGAUAUUAGACAUAGAGAACAACUGGACUUAGAGUCGUUUCACCUUAAAGCUCCACCCGAUCCAGAUAAAGAUGACGACAGUGUUCAUACAGCGACAACUGAGAAGAAAGGACGCUUCCCGCCAUUAUUCAGUGGUAUUAAACACGAUAUUAUAGACUUUUUACCGCAAUAUGUAUCUGAUUGGAAAGAUGCAUGGAACUAUCGUGUGAUACCUUCAGUGGUCGAAACAUAUUUGAACAACCUGUUGCCAGCUAUUGCAUUUGCACAGGAUAUGUUCGACCAUACCGAUAAUGCCUUUGGAGUAAAUGAGGUUUUACUGUCCAGUGGGAUGGCAGGGGUUGUAUUUGGUGUUAUUGGCGGACAGCCACUCUGUAUUGUGGGUGUAACAGGCCCUAUUGCUAUUUUCAACUACACUGUUUACGAUAUCAUCAAGCCGUUGGGAAUCAACUACUUUGGGUUUAUGUUUUGGGUAUGCAUCUGGGCUAUGAUUCUCCACGUAAUUCUUGCUAUUACGAACAUGAUGUGCCUCCUGCAGUUUGUUACGGAGUUUCCUUGUGACGUGUUUGGCUUUUUCAUCAACGUAGUGUAUAUCCAGAAGGGCAUCGAUAUACUUACAAAACAAUUUACCCACGAGGGAGAAGUCGAUACUGCAUCGGGAUUUGCAAGCAUAGCAGUGGCGCUACUUAUGACCGCUUUCGGCGUCGGAGGCAAGCUGUUCAAUAUUACGCCCUUAUUUACACAUAAGCUUAGGACGAUAAUAUCUGAUUACAGUACCGCGGCAUCUGUUGUGUUCUGGUCCGGCUUCACGCACUUUGGUGGAUACCUUAAUGACGUGAAGUUCCGUAAACUGGAAAUUAGCAAGGCAUUCGAUGUAACAUCGAUAACCCGCUCAGGCUGGUUUGCGUACCAUAGCAUACCGGUUAAGUACGUAUUUCUCGCAUUGCCAUUUGGCCUGAUUCUCACAAUCCUAUUUUAUUUCGAUCACAAUGUGUCGUCCCUUAUGGCCCAGCGCCGCAGAUACAAUCUCAAAAAGGCGUCCACCUUUCACUACGAUUUUUUGCUUCUAAGCUUCACAACUGGUGUUAGCGGUAUUCUUGGUAUACCAGCUCCCAACGGCCUUAUACCACAAGCACCGCUUCACACAGAAUCCUUGCUUGUGCGUGAUUCCGAAGGUAAUAUCAUCCGUUGUGUUGAGCAAAGAUUUACUAACACAGUCCAAGGUCUUAUGAUGCUAGGGACAAUGACCAGGCCACUUCUGCAAUGUCUUGGCCAAAUACCACAGGCUGUCCUUAGUGCUUUGUUUCUCACAAUGGGAAUAACGGGUCUGCAUGGUAACGCAAUCAUUAAAAGAGUCAUAUGGCUAGUGACUGAUCGUAAAAUGAGAGAUAAACAUGAUAGACUAAACACUGUUCCAACAAAGCCAUUAUUGAUCUUUACGACCAUUGGUGUAAUCUCCGGCCUUAUAGAAUUUGCUCUUACGCUGUCUAAAGCAGCGAUAGCGUUCCCCGUUGUCUUGCUUAUAACAGUGCUAAUGAGUAUGAGCUUCAAAAGAUGGUUUAAACACGAUCACCUUGCUAUACUGGAUGGUCAAGUAGGCGAACCACACACAAUGAAGAAUCUACAGCGCGUUAAUUUGUAA
Eremothecium sinecaudum is the source of this 1659-nucleotide messenger RNA. RefSeq names its product Bor1p (gene BOR1). Gene Ontology annotation, cellular component: plasma membrane; fungal-type vacuole. Gene Ontology annotation, biological process: transmembrane transport; monoatomic ion homeostasis; borate transport. The record is from RefSeq and is a predicted model, not a curated record. Lineage: Eukaryota; Fungi; Ascomycota; Saccharomycetes; Saccharomycetales; Saccharomycetaceae. The transcript has a single exon. Gene Ontology annotation, molecular function: borate efflux transmembrane transporter activity; solute:inorganic anion antiporter activity. Bases 1 to 1659 code for a protein of 552 amino acids.